This is a messenger RNA of Homalodisca vitripennis (glassy-winged sharpshooter), 5625 nucleotides long. Its product is annotated as acetyl-CoA acetyltransferase, cytosolic-like. Gene Ontology annotation, biological process: fatty acid beta-oxidation. Gene Ontology annotation, molecular function: acetyl-CoA C-acetyltransferase activity. Lineage: Eukaryota; Metazoa; Arthropoda; Insecta; Hemiptera; Cicadellidae. The record is from RefSeq and is a predicted model, not a curated record.
UGUAAACGCGGCAACAUAGCUUGGCUAUAACUAGGGUUUCGGUCACGUCCGACUCAGUAUAUCUGGAGCCGACUGUCACUGAUACAAGAUUAGAGCUUUGGUGCUCAACUUUCUAAGCUUAAAAGAGCAGAGGAUUACUAAGGCGAGGAGAAAUGCUAAAAGACAUUGUUAUUGUAUCUGCAGCACGCACACCUAUAGGUACAUUCUGUGGGUCACUGUCAACUCUCAAGUCUCAUGACUUGGGGUGUGUCGUCAUAAAAGAAGUUUUAAAACGUGCUUCCCUUGACCCUUCAGAUGUUUCAGAAGUGAUUUUUGGACAAGGUCUCACAGCUGGUGAGGGUCAGAAUCCAGCUCGUCAAGCCGCCAUCAAGGCCGGACUAUCAUACUCAGUACCAGCGUAUUCUGUAAGCAUGCUCUGUGGAUCAGGACUCAAGUCUGUGGUGGUGGGCAGCCAGUCUUUGCAGGUGGGGGACUCAAGUGUGUGCGUGUGUGGUGGACAAGAGUCCAUGAGUCAGGCCCCCCACUUCAUACAUCUCCGUGGCGGGGUCAAGAUGGGCAACACGACCCUCACUGACCACAUGAUUUCCGACGGACUUACAGAUGCUUUCUUCAACUUGCACAUGGGAGAGACUGCGGAAAACAUGGCUACUCAGUUUGCAAUUUCAAGAGAAGAACAAGAUAAGCAAGCUGUAGAAUCUCAGAGGAGAGCUGAGAAUGCACAAAAGCAAGGUCACUUUGUAAAAGAAAUAGUACCAGUAACGGUAAAAAGCUCCAAAGGAGACAAAGUGAUAUCAGAGGAUGAAUAUCCUAAACAUGGCACUACUUUAGAAGGAUUGGCUAAACUCCAACCAUUUUUUGUUAAGAAUGGCAGUGUGACAGUAGGCAAUGCGUCAGGAGUCAACGAUGGCGCAGCCGCAGUGGUGUUGAUGACAUCAGAAGAAGCUCAGAAGCGAGGACUUUCUCCUCUUGCUCGUAUCGUGGCAUAUGCUGAAGGUGGAUGUGAUCCUAAGAUCAUGGGCUAUGGUCCUGUUCCUGCUGUCAGGCGGCGGCUGGAGAAAGCGGGUUGGAACAAGGAUGAUGUGGAUUUGUAUGAGUUAAAUGAAGCUUUUGCUGCUCAAGCACUGGCUGUUGAAAGAGAGUUGGGAGUCGAUUCCUCAAAGGUUAAUGUCAGUGGAGGUGCCAUUGCUCUGGGUCAUCCUAUUGGAGCUUCAGGAGCCAGAGUUCUCGUCACUUUGCUAUAUGGAUUGCAGCGGACUGGAGGUAAGCGAGGAGUAGCAUCACUCUGCAUCGGAGGCGGGAUGGGCAUCGCUAUUGCCAUCCAGAGGGACUGAUUCUACUGCCUUUCUACCUCCUGUAGUAUCAGAAAAUUCUUUUAAAAGUAUAACAUAUUUUAUCAUAUAAAGUCUUCAUGAUUUGAUUUUUAGGCUGAGGUUCAGGUUGCUUACGGGUAUUUCUUUUAUCAAGUUCUAUGUUGUCAGUGGUGUGAAAGUCUAUCUGAAAUACUCAUCAGAAGUGCCAAAAAAAUCUCAUGAGAUACUAUAGGAAAUCUAAUAUAAGUUAUACUGAGUCCAUACAAAUCUAUUAUAUGCUGCAUUAAGAAGAAGGUGAAAUGGAGUUAAACUCAACAUUCUUCACAAAAAAAAUAAGUUGUGUUUUUUGUAUUUGUAAUGCCCAUUUGACUUAGCAUAUUAAAAUUAACAAUUUGAUUGUAAGACUAAUAAUUACAUUUUUAACAAUGCACUAUAGAACACACUUUGAGUAUUUCAGUAUACUUAUUUUAAUGUUGUCAAAACCAUGCGUAUUGGUUAUGGUUAAUUUCUAUGUACCUUAUUUUCUUUGUACCAAUUACUUAUUACUUUAAUAUCUCAUAUUUUCUUCUUGUCUUUCUCAUACAUAAGUUGAUUUGAUUUGAUUGCUCUAGUAUUAAACUUAGAGUUUGAUUUGUAUAUGUAUAUUUAAUCACAAUUUAUUUUUUUAUUUUAUUAUCUGUUAUGUAUUACAUAAAUAUUAUUUGGAAUUCAGUAUUUAAUCCUAUUAACUCCAAGGAUUAUGGGCCAGUCAGAAACCCUGCCACUAAUACUGGUAGACCUGCUAAACUAUGUUCACCGUUCAUAUGCCUUGAAAACUUAUUUUCCAAACGUCCCUCGUUAUGGGCAUCUAGAGAGCACUAAACAAACAAAAAAUAAUAGUAUUAACAGUAUUAGUAACAGAAAGUAUUAAAAGUACCAUAAUUUAAAUAGUGACGUGGUAAAUGUACUUUGAAAGAUAUUAGAGUACUAAAUGUAAUGUAACAUUAUUUGUAAAAGAUAGUAGUAAUUUGAGGGAUGGUGACCAAUAUGCCUGCAAUACAUCCAUCAUUUUAAAACGCACGCAAAUGAGAGCGAGAUCCAUAAGUUAUUCCAUAAUCAAAUGAAUUAUAAUAAUCAAAAUUGUAUAACUUUCUUUACUUAAUCUAUUGUUAAUCAACUAAUGUAAUUAAGUGAAUUAUUCACAUUCAAAUUGUAAUAUUCUUAGUAAAUCAAUACGAACAGAUCUUUUGCAAGCAGGUUACUUACCAUAUUUCUUUAAUGCAUUUAAACAUACAAUAUGGCAAUUUCAUUUAAUAUUAACAAACUUCAAAUAAUUUAGGAUGAGAUUUUUAUUUUUGACACUAAUUCAGAAUCAGAAAUCAGAAAAUUUAUUUGUCAUUUAACACAAGAAACAGUGCAAUAGACAUCGUCACAGCCUAAGUUAUGAUUUAAACCUUUUCGUAUAAAAUACAAUGACUAGACUACUUUAAAAACACAACAUGUAGCAAUAAAACUUUAAAAGACAUAACAUAUAGACUUAAAAAAUAACAUCAAUGUCAGGCAUAUUAAAAAAUUCUUGUACAUGAUAAAAUGGGUUUUCUUUUAACCAGGCAUAUAACACUCUUUUAAAUCUACUUAUAGGCACAGAUCGGGCACUAGAAGGUAAUCUAUUAAAAAAUUUGAUGCUUAUAACUUUAUGUGAUGCUUGAGUUUUUGCUAACCUAACAUAUGGUAAAUCUAACAGCGCAUUAAAUCUAGUAUGGUAAUGAUGAAAUUCAUUCCUCGUGUAAUAGUCCUGCAAGUUAUUCUUAACAUUACAUAAACAAACAAAUAUAUACAGAUUUAUCACAGUAAGAAUACCUUCUUGAACAAAAAGAGGUUUGCAAUGUGCCCUAUAAGGAGAGUUUGUUAAAAUUCUUAAAGCUUUCUUUUGUAGAAUUAAGAUUCUCUGUACAUCACUGCAGUUUCCCCAAAGAAUAAUACCAUAAGAAAUUAUACUAUUAAAAAAAGCAUGUCUUAUCUCUCAUUAAUAGCAUAAAAAAAGAGCAGUGUAAAGAUAUCUAUGAUAUCAGUAGUGGCCUGUUAAAGAAAGUGUUACCGUGUGUUGUGGAGCCCCUAACAACUUGUGUCAACGAUUGUCUGGUUAAAGGUGUUUUUCCUCAAGCUCUAAAAGUUUCUAAGGUGGUCCCUAUAUUUAAGAAGGGUGAAAGGUCAUCUCCUAGUAGCUACAGACCGAUUUCUGUUGUGCCAAUUUUUUCAAAAAUGUUAGAAACAGUGAUGAAGCACCAGGUGAGUGAUUUUUUUGAGUUGCACUCUCUUUUUUCAAAUUCUCAAUUUGGUUUUCGAGAAGGUAGGUCAACUGUGGAUGCAGUGGAGGGUCUUGUGGUAUCUGUAUUGGAGGGUUUUGAAACUCACUGUAGCACUUUAGCAACCUUGUGCGAUCUCACAAAGGCGUUUGACUGUGUUCCGCACGUGACUCUUCUCAAAAAAUUACAUUAUUACGGCAUAAGUGGUGUGGAGCUAAAUCUUUUUCAGUCUUUUUUAAGCAGUCGCACUCAGAGAGUUUGUAUUGGCAGCAAACUGUCUGAAAUAGUAGAUAUAAAUUGCGGAGUACCACAGGGAUCGGUCUUGGGCCCUUUUUUGUUUCUUGUACAUAUAAAUGAUUUGCCUGUAAAUGUUAAUUGUAAUUCUGUUGUAUUUGCCGAUGACUCAACUUUUUUCUGUAGAAACAAGCUAGAGAUGCUAUCUGGUAUAAUGGAUAAUUAUAUUACUGAAAGUUUCAUUUGGUUUCAGUCUAACGGUCUUAUGCUAAACCAGUCUAAGACUCAAUCUAUAAUUUUUAGUUUAUGUAAUCGUGAAACUGACUUAGGCUUUAAGAUUAAUGAUAGUGUCAAAUAUUAGGUAUAACCUUGGAUUCUAAAUUAGCUUGGAAUGCCCAUGUAAAUAAUGUUUCUGUCAAGCUCUCCAGAGUAAUUUACUUACUUAGACAAAUUAGAAAGCUUGUCCCAAAACAAUAUGUAGAUAUAUUGUAUAUAUAGAGAAUUGUAAAUUAACUGUUAGUUACAGUUAAUCCUGUCUACUCAAGGUAGGAGUAUGUCACACAAUGUGUUGUGUAACAGGCUUAACUGAGGUUGCAUGAAACAUGUUAAGCCUAUAGCAGGAUGUAAAACUUUUGCAGUCCCUCGAGUGAUGUUUCGCUAAUGCUCAACCAAUAAGAUGAAGGUUCUUGUAUAAAGGUUUAAGACCAUUUAGCUUUUACAGUAAGAAGAGGUCUACUUAAUUUAAAUAUACUGAGACAUUUGAUACUUCAUGUUUAGAACUACUCGUGUAUGAUUGUAUUAUUUCUUUGUAAAAGUAUAACUCUAUAUAGAGAGUCCAUAGUAAUAGGUAAUUUUAAAAUUUCUAAUUAUACAUAUAUGAAUUUUGGAAUUAGUUUUUGUUUAUAUAAAUAUAUGAAUUAUUUUUAUUCUAUUAUUAUAUGUGUAAUUAUAAUAUAAGACAUAAAUCUGGUUUUCAAUAUGCCACCCACAGGUAUGUGAAAAGGGGCCUAUGUAUAUGGGAAGAAAAUAUUCAGUGACGUGGGAGAGUACAUGAAAUAUGUGCCUGAUUACAAUAAUUUAAAACCAAACUGAAAUACUAUCUAGUUUUUAAUUUUCUUACAAUUAAUUAAAUAUAAUAUUUUUUAAUUUAAAAUAGAUUUGUACAAUUAGGCCUAGUACAUUUUUUGCUUGUCACAUGUUUACAUACAAUAUAAAUUGUAAUUUUUGUAAACUAAUAUGGUAUAUAAAUCCCUGACUAUAAUGAGAUUAGACUGUUUGAAACUCUACACAAAGAAAAAAGAAGGAAAUAUAAGUAGCAUCUGAUUUUAAUACUGAUAUUUGGAAUCUGAAUAAAAAUUUAAUGAAUGAAUUUCAAAGAAGAGUGUUUAAGGGUUUACUUGAUUCUUCCUAGCAUGUUUUUGAGACAAGACUAGGGUAUUGCAAAAUACAAAAGCAUGCAUAGAUUUACCUUAUAAUUAACAAAUAUAUUAUAAGAAGAAAAAUCAGCUUUACUGAAGAUAGAAUUAGGAGUCACAGAGCUGUCUUAUUUUGUAUAAAAGAUAACAGCAUACUAUACAAAUAAAACAUUUAUUGAGCAAUUUAAUGCUAUUUUAAAUUUGUACUUCCAUUACAAUUUUACACUCUGAAAAAAAUGAAAGAAAAAGAGUUGGGUUGUGGUAUUGUUUGAACUUCAGUAUUGGUGAAGUAUUGUGUUUGUUAGUAUUGUUAUCAAUAAAUAAAUUUGUUAUAAAUUCUCACAGUAUAUUAUAUGUUUAUUAAAAACGCUUAUUUACAUA